AUGAUAGUGGUCCUGCUGAUAUUCCUGCCCCUUUCAGCCUGUGAGGUGCAGAAGACCAAAUGCCCACUGAAUGAGUUGGAGGAUCAGUACCUAGUGGAGAAUUAUUACAAACCUGGAGACUACCUUAUUGUCCAGGUGAUCAACCAGGAUCCAAGGCUCUUACCCAACAUCACUCUGGGCUACAAUGUCUAUGAGACUCAUUUUAGAGGAAGAAUCACCUCUGAUGCCACGCUAGACCUCCUUGCUGGUGGGGGAGGUGUUGUUCCCAACUACAACUGCGGGAGGGAGAGUAAUGUCUUGGCUGGUGUUGAAGGGGCUGAGACUGACAUUGCUACCCAUAUUUCAUCUUUGUUGAGCAUCUACAAAAUGCCACAGGCGCCCCCUCAAGGCAAAAGGGAGAACCAGAUGAGCUAUGGCUUUGUUGCUUCUGUUCUCAGUGAUAAAAUCCAGUUCCCAUUUAUCUACCGGAUGAUCCCUGAAGAAGAAACACAGUUUGCAGGCAUUGUGCAGCUGCUGCUGCACUUUGAAUGGACAUCCAAGUGGAUGUUCAUGGCUGGUGGGAGAGGCAGCUUGGAUCAACAAAGACUCCAGCCAUGGCAGCUGCAUGCUUUCUUAAGAGAAGUCCAGUUUUCCAAUGCGUCCACAGAUGGACUCAAUUUGUACGAGAAUGGAGAGUUGGCAACCAGCUUUGAUAUCAUGAAUUGGGUGGUAUUUCCUAAUGUGACUUAUAAGAGAGUGAAAGUUGGAAGCGUAGAGGGACAGGCGCCUGCAGGUGUAAAACUUACCAUUGAUACAGACGCCAUUGUGUGGCCCAUCCGAUUUAACAAGACUGUUCCUUCUUCUAGGUGCACCGAGAGCUGCCACCCUGGUUACAGCAAGAAGAGCAUAGAAGGAAAGCCUCCUUGCUGCUAUGCUUGUGCUCCAUGUCCAGAAGGGACCAUCUCUACUCAGGAAGAUGCAGAUCAGUGCAACAAGUGUUCAGAAGAUCAACAUCCAAACAAAGUUCAAAAUCAUUGUCUCCACAAGGUUAUAACUUUCCUGUCCUAUGAAGAACCAUUGGGAAUCACCCUUACCUCCUUUGCCCUUACCUUGUCCAUAAUCAUAAGCUGGGUGUUGGCAAUCUUUAUGAAAAACCAAGACACUCCAAUAGUUAAAGCCAACAACCGGGACCUCUCUUAUAUUCUCCUUGUUUCCCUCCUGCUUGCCUUUCUGUCUUCCUUCUUCUUCAUCGGCCAACCAAGGAAACUAACCUGCCUUCUCCAACAAACCAUCUUUAACAUCAUCUUCUCAGUUGCCAUCUCUUCUGUGUUGGCCAAAACUGUCACUGUGGUGCUAGCUUUCCUGGCCACAAAGCCAGGAAACAGGGUGAGGCGAUGGCUGGGGAAGACUUUGGCAAAUGUUAUAGUCAUUUCUUGUUCCAGCAUUCAAGUUGUCAUCUGUGCCAUUUGGCUGGGAAUGUUUCCACCCUUCCCUGACUCUGACAUGAACUCCCAGCCUGGACAGAUCAUUCUCAGGUGUAACCAAGGAUCUGUUGUCACGUUUUAUAUUGCUCUUGGUUACAUGGGCUUCCUAGCUGCCAUCUGUUUCAUGGUGGCUUUCCAGGCCAGGAAGCUGCCUGGGACCUUCAAUGAAGCCAAGCUGAUCACCUUCAGCAUGCUGGUCUUCUGCAGUGUCUGGGUCUCCUUUGUGCCCACCUAUUUGAGCACAAAUGGGAAAUACAUGGUAGCUGUGCAGAUCUUCUCUAUUUUGGUCUCCAGUGCUGGGCUCCUGGGCUGCAUCUUUUUCCCCAAGUGCUAUAUUAUUAUAAUAAGACCGGAUCUCAACAUAAAGGAACACUUAAUGAUCAAAGCAAAAUCAAACAUAUUUGAUUCUAAGCAGUAG
This is a messenger RNA of Sceloporus undulatus (fence lizard), 1881 nucleotides long. Its product is annotated as vomeronasal type-2 receptor 26-like. Bases 1 to 1881 code for a protein of 626 amino acids. Gene Ontology annotation, molecular function: G protein-coupled receptor activity. Gene Ontology annotation, cellular component: membrane. Gene Ontology annotation, biological process: G protein-coupled receptor signaling pathway. Lineage: Eukaryota; Metazoa; Chordata; Lepidosauria; Squamata; Phrynosomatidae. The record is from RefSeq and is a predicted model, not a curated record. The transcript has 8 exons.